Syzygium oleosum is the source of this 792-nucleotide messenger RNA. RefSeq lists its product as uncharacterized. The record is from RefSeq and is a predicted model, not a curated record. The coding region runs from base 1 to 792 and encodes 263 amino acids. The transcript has a single exon. Lineage: Eukaryota; Viridiplantae; Streptophyta; Magnoliopsida; Myrtales; Myrtaceae.
AUGUUGAUCAUACGAAGAGUAUUGCAUGUUGAAGUUUCUCUUGAUAAUGAGCAAAGGGAGAACAUCUUUCACACCCGUUGCACUAUUAACGGGAAGGUAUGUUCGGUGAUUAUCGAUGGUGGGAGUUGCACCAACGUUGCUUUGACAACCCUUGUCGACAAGCUGAAGCUUCCAACAACGAAACAUCCUCAACCAUACAAGCUCCAAUGGCUCAAUCAAGGAAAUGAUCUCAAGGUAACCAAACGAGCUCUUAUAUCGUUUUCGAUUGGGAAGAACUAUCGAGAUCAAGUUCUGUGUGAUGUGAUUCCCAUGGAUGCAUGUCAUUUGUUAUUGGGAAGACCUUGGCAAUAUGAUAUGAAUGCUGUGCGUGAUGGUCAUAAGAACACAUACUCUUUUCGAAAGGAACAAAAAUGCAUCACCCUUUUACCCUUGAAUCCUUCAUUGAUACAUCGAAAUCAACCUGGGGAGGGAAACACUGGUAAGGAAAGUUUGUUCUUAAAUGAAACACGGGUUGAGAGAGCCAUUAGCAAACAAAAGAAUGUAUUUGCUUUGCUUAUGGUAGAGAAAAAGAGUGAGAUAGAGCGACCCAUUCAUCCAAAGAAGCAUCGCUUGUUGAAAGAUUUUGCAGAUGUGUUCCCGGAGGAUUUGCCACCUGGAUUACCUCCCAUAAGAGGUAUUGAGCAUCAAAUUGAUUUGAUCCCCGGCGCUCCUUUACCAAACAAACCAGCUUGUCGAUGUAAUCCGAAGGAAACAAAGGAAUUGCAAAGACAAGUCGAUGAACUUAUCGACUGA